AUUAUUGCUAACUGUGAUGUAGCUAAAUCGAUGGUAGCUCAUGUAAAGGGAGCUAAAAUUAUUUUGCAGGUGUUCGUGUUUUGAUUUUUGAACGCCAUGUCCUACAACUACGUUGUCACAGCGCAGAAACCAACGGCAGUAAAUGCUUGCAUUACUGGCCACUUUACCUCCGCGGAGGACCUGAACUUGCUGAUCGCUAAGAACACACGACUGGAGAUCUAUGUGGUCACUGCAGAGGGGCUUCGGCCCGUCAAGGAAGUGGGCAUGUAUGGCAAGAUUGCAGUUAUGGAGCUCUUCAGGCCAAAGGGUGAGAGCAAGGAUCUCCUCUUCAUUCUCACGGCCAAAUACAACGCAUGCAUCCUGGAGUACAAACAGAAUGGAGAGAGCAUUGACAUCAUCACUCGUGCUCAUGGGAAUGUUCAGGACCGCAUUGGUCGCCCCUCCGAGACGGGCAUCAUUGGCAUAGUGGACCCGGAGUGCAGGAUGAUCGGGCUGCGGCUGUACGAUGGCCUGUUCAAGGUCAUCCCCCUGGACCGCGACAACCGCGAGCUCAAGGCCUUUAACAUCCGCCUGGAGGAGCUGCAGGUCAUCGACGUGCAUUUCCUGUAUGGUUGCCAGGCACCUACCGUCUGCUUCAUCUACCAGGACCCCCAGGGCCGACAUGUGAAGACCUAUGAAGUAUCUCUGAGGGAGAAGGAGUUCAACAAGGGGCCCUGGAAGCAAGAGAAUGUGGAGGCAGAGGCCUCAAUGGUUAUACCAGUACCAGAGCCAUUUGGUGGUGCUAUAAUCAUUGGUCAGGAGUCUAUUACAUAUCACAAUGGAGAUAAAUAUUUGGCCAUUGCUCCCCCCAUCAUCAAGCAAAGCACCAUCGUGUGUCACAACCGCGUGGACCCCAACGGCUCGCGCUACCUGCUAGGAGACAUGGAGGGCCGGCUCUUUAUGCUGCUCCUGGAGAAGGAGGAGCUCAUGGACGGUGGCGUGGUGCUCAAGGACCUGCGCGUGGAACUACUUGGAGAGACCUCCAUUGCUGAGUGUCUCACAUACCUUGACAAUGGAGUCGUCUUUGUGGGCUCCAGACUUGGUGACUCCCAGUUGGUUAAGCUAAAUGUGGACAGUAAUGACCAGGGCUCCUAUGUGGCGGUGAUGGAGACGUUCACUAAUCUGGGUCCUAUUGUGGACAUGUGUGUGGUGGACCUUGAGAGACAGGGACAAGGUCAGCUUGUCACCUGCUCUGGCGCUUUCAAAGAGGGCUCCCUGAGGAUCAUCCGCAAUGGCAUUGGCAUCCACGAGCACGCCAGCAUCGACCUGCCAGGAAUCAAAGGACUGUGGCCCCUGCGCUCUGAGGCUGGCAGAGAGACCGACGACAUGCUGGUGCUCUCCUUCGUGGGUCAGACCAGAGUGCUGAUGCUGAGUGGAGAGGAGGUAGAGGAGACAGAGCUGCCAGGCUUUGUGGACAACCAGCAGACCUUCUUCUGUGGGAAUGUGGCCCACCAGCAGCUCAUACAGAUUACGUCUGGCUCCGUGCGGCUGGUGACCCAGGACAGCAAGUCUUUGGUGAGCGAGUGGAAGGAGCCGCAGGGGCGUAACAUCAGCGUGGCGGCCUGCAACUCCACACAGGUGGUGCUGGCCGUGGGUCGUGUGCUCUAUUACCUGCAGAUCCUCACCGGGGAGCUCAAACAGAUCAGCACCACAGAGAUGGAGCACGAGGUGGCCUGCCUGGACAUCACCCCUCUGGGGGAGAGCGGUGGCGAGUCGUCCCUGUGCGCCGUGGGGCUCUGGACGGACAUCUCGGCUCGCGUGCUCAAGCUGCCCUGCUUCAGCCCGCUGCACAAGGAGAUGCUGGGAGGAGAGAUCAUUCCUCGUUCCAUUCUGAUGACAACGUUUGAGGGAAGUCAUUAUCUUCUGUGUGCACUUGGAGACGGAGCCCUCUUUUACUUUGGCCUGGACCUACAAUCAGGCGCUCUGAGCGAACGCAAGAAGGUGACCUUGGGGACGCAGCCCACGGUUCUGCGCACAUUCCGCUCGCUCUCCACCUCCAACGUGUUCGCCUGCUCCGACCGGCCCACCGUCAUCUACUCUAGCAACCACAAGCUGGUCUUCUCCAACGUAAACCUCAAGGAGGUCAACUACAUGUGCCCCCUCAACUCCGAAGGCUACCCUGACAGCCUUGCCCUGGCCAACAACAGCACACUCACCAUCGGCACCAUCGAUGAGAUCCAGAAGUUGCACAUACGCACAGUGCCCCUCUAUGAAUCACCAAGGAGGAUCUGCUACCAGGAAGUAUCCCAGUGCUUCGGGGUUCUGUCCAGCAGGGUGGAGAUGCAAGAUGCCAGUGGCGCCACCAACCCAGUCCGCCCCAGCGCCAGCACUCAGGCUCUCUCCAGCAGUGUAAGCUCCAGUAAGCUCUUUCCUAGCAGCACUUCACCACAUGAGACCUCCUUUGGGGACGAAGUGGAAGUCCACAGCCUGCUUGUAGUGGACCAGCACACCUUUGAAGUGCUGCACGCCCACCAGCUGCUGCAGAACGAGUACGCCCUCAGCAUGGUGUCGUGCAAGCUGGGCCGCGACCCCGCCGUCUACUUUGUCGUGGGCACAGCCAUGGUCUACCCCGAGGAGGCGGAGCCCAAGCAGGGACGCAUCAUCGUGUUCCACUACACCGACGGCAAACUCCAGACGGUCGCUGAGAAGGAGGUGAAGGGAGCGGUGUACUCCAUGGUGGAAUUCAACGGCAAACUGCUCGCCAGCAUCAACAGCACCGUCCGUCUGUACGAGUGGACGGCUGAGAAGGAGCUGAGGACGGAGUGCAACCAUUACAACAACAUCAUGGCUCUGUACCUGAAGACCAAAGGAGACUUCAUCCUGGUGGGAGAUCUCAUGAGAUCAGUGCUGCUGCUGGCCUACAAGCCCAUGGAGGGCAACUUUGAGGAGAUUGCACGGGAUUUCAACCCCAACUGGAUGAGUGCUGUUGAGAUCCUCGACGAUGACAACUUCUUGGGGGCAGAGAAUGCCUUUAACCUCUUUGUUUGUCAGAAAGACAGUGCUGCCACCACAGAUGAGGAGCGGCAGCACCUCCAGGAGGUGGGUGUCUUCCACCUCGGCGAGUUCGUCAACGUGUUCUCCCACGGCUCCCUGGUGCUGCAGAACCUGGGCGAGAGCUCCACGCCCACGCAAGGCUCCGUGCUCUUUGGCACUGUCAACGGCAUGAUUGGGCUGGUGACAUCUUUGUCUGAGGGCUGGUACAGCCUGCUGUUAGAUCUGCAAAACAGACUCAACAAGGUCAUCAAGAGCGUGGGCAAGAUUGAGCACAGCUUUUGGAGGUCUUUCCACACGGAGCGCAAGACCGAGCAGGCCACAGGCUUCAUUGACGGCGACCUGAUCGAGAGCUUCCUGGACCUGGGUCGAGCCAAGAUGCAGGAGGUGGUCAGCGGAUUACAGAUUGAUGACGGGAGUGGGAUGAAACGCGAGGCGACAGUGGAUGAGGUCAUUAAGAUUGUGGAAGAGCUCACCCGCAUCCAUUAGCUGCUCCCCGAUAGCUCUGUACAUGUAUAUAAAUAAAAACAAUCACCGUGUGU
Molecule: messenger RNA, 3572 nt
Organism: Alosa alosa (allis shad)
Lineage: Eukaryota; Metazoa; Chordata; Actinopteri; Clupeiformes; Clupeidae
Gene: ddb1
Product: damage-specific DNA binding protein 1
Exons: 27
Coding region: 97-3519 (1140 amino acids)
Biological process (GO): proteasome-mediated ubiquitin-dependent protein catabolic process; DNA repair
Cellular component (GO): site of double-strand break; nucleus
Molecular function (GO): nucleic acid binding; protein binding
Source: RefSeq, a predicted model, not a curated record